CAUCCUUCCCCUACGAUAUGAUCCAGAACUCUGCUCACCUUUCAGGUCUGGACCCGCAGUAUUUAGGCCACACCCCAGCCAGCUCACUCCUGGCACCCCCUCUCCCCUCUCACUACUCUUUCCUGGGUACUUCUUGCUUAGCCCCACCCAAGAAGUCUUCCUUCCCGCUGGGCUGUUCUGGAAGGAGAGCAUCGUCCCUCCCUAACAGCGCAGGAGGGUGUGAGGUUUUUCAGUCUCAGCCUCAGGAAGAUGCUGCUUCCCCCUCCUUUGCUCUGUGUACUUCCUCUCUGCUGACUUAGCUGGCAGACCUAGAAGCGGGACCAGGACCCCUAGCACUAGGAAUUGUCUGUCCAACGACUCUCCCCUCACCCUCAACGUAGCAGUUAUCGGCUUCUGGCCAGCAUCAGGAAAACCCUGUCCUCUUGAUGGCUACAAACACUACAUCUCCUGCAGCAUCUUCUCCCGGUGGCAUGUCCCUGUCUCUGUUACCUAUCGUUCUGCUGUCCGUGGCCCUGGCUGUGGGUCUUCCGGGCAAUGGCUUUGUGGUGUGGAGCAUCCUGAAAAGGAUGCAGAAACGCUCUGUCACCGCCCUGCUAGUGCUGAACUUGGCCCUGGCCGACUUGGCCGUGUUGCUUACUGCUCCCUUUUUCCUACACUUCCUGGCUCGGGGCACCUGGAGUUUCAGAGUGACGGGCUGCCGGCUGUGCCACUAUGUCUGUGGAGUGAGUAUGUACGCCAGCGUCCUGCUUAUCACCAUCAUGAGCCUGGACCGCUCGCUGGCAGUGGCCCGCCCCUUCGUGUCCCAGAAGGUUCGCACUAAGGCGAUCGCGAGAUGGGUGCUGGCAGGCAUCUGGGUGCUGUCUUUUCUGCUGGCCACUCCCGUCCUUGUGUACCGUACAGUAGUAAAACGGAGCAACAGGACUCUGAUCUGCGACUCGAAGUACCCCAGCGACGGGCAUAAGGCCUUCCACCUGCUCUUCGAGGCCUUCACGGGCUUCCUGCUGCCCUUCCUGGCGGUGGUGGCCAGCUACUCGGACAUCGGGCGCAGGCUGCAGGCUCGGCGCUUCCGCCGCAGUCGCCGCACCGGCCGCCUGGUGGCGCUCAUCAUCGUGGCCUUCGCCGCCUUUUGGUUGCCCUACCAUCUGGUGAACCUGGUGGAGGCUGGCCGCACUCUGGCAGGCGGGGACAAAGACAGCCCCGCGGGGCAGCGUCUGAGGCUGGCCCGCUACGUGCUCAUCGCGCUGGCCUUCUUGAGCAGCAGCGUGAACCCGGUGCUGUACGCGUGCGCGGGCGGCGGCCUGCUGCGCUCGGCGGGGGUGGGCUUCGUAGUCAAGCUGCUGGAGGCCACUGGCUCCGAGGCGUCCAGCACCCGCCGCGGGGGCACCCUGGUCCAGACCCCGCAGGCCACACCCGCCUGUCCCGAGCCGGGUCCCACCGACAGCCUCACGGCCUCCACCCUUCCUGAGUCUUCCAAGUGAGCUGCAGUCAGUCGGCUGCGCUGAAGACACUCCCAACUCGGGCCUGACCCACUUCUGUCCCUGGAGGAGAACAGGUUGCGGACUGGGCUCAAGCGGAAGAAGAGGGAGAGGUGGGGCGAGUCAGGGCAGAGAGACAGCAUGCUCUGGCCUGGCUUUUGCAGGCAGCUUUACGAUUAAAACUAGUGUGAAAUCAGGUUAA
This is a messenger RNA of Psammomys obesus (fat sand rat), 1677 nucleotides long. It is a transcript of the gene Ltb4r, whose product is annotated as leukotriene B4 receptor. Gene Ontology annotation, cellular component: plasma membrane. The transcript is spliced from 2 exons. Gene Ontology annotation, molecular function: complement receptor activity; leukotriene receptor activity. Bases 426 to 1478 code for a protein of 350 amino acids. NCBI's taxonomy places the organism in Eukaryota, Metazoa, Chordata, Mammalia, Rodentia, Muridae. Gene Ontology annotation, biological process: inflammatory response; positive regulation of cytosolic calcium ion concentration; complement receptor mediated signaling pathway. The record is from RefSeq and is a predicted model, not a curated record.